GCCUAUAUGUAGAGCAUCGGCUGCAUGAAACUGUAGCAAUGUUAUACUACAUUGUCCCUGUUAAAUAAACUGAUAAAUAAAUAAUUGAGGUUCAACAAAUAAAAAACAGAAGCAAUAUGGAUAAACAAAUUAUAAAGCUUGGCUUCUUGAAUAUCAGAUCCCUUUCUACGAAAACACUUUUUGUAAAUAAUAUAGAUGUACUCUGUUUGACAGAAACUUGGCUAAAACCUGAUGAUUACAUUAUUUUAAAUGAGUCCACCCCCCAAGAUUACUGUUAUAAACAUGAGCCACGUCUAAAAGGCAAAGGGGGAGGUGUUGCUUCAAUUUAUAACAACAUUUUCAGGAUUUCUCAGAGGGCAGGCUUCAAGUAUAACUCGUUUGAAGUAAUGGUGCUUCAUAUAACAUUAUCCAGAGAAACAAAUGUUAAUGAUAAAUCCCCUGUUAUGGUUGUACUAGCUACUGUAUACAGGCCACCAGGGCACCAUAAAGACUUUAUUAAAGAGUUUGUUGAUUUUACAUCCAAGUUAGUUCUGGCUGCAGAUAAAGUUUUAAUAGUUGGUGAUUUUAAUAUCCAUGUUGAUAAAGAAAAAGAUGCAUUGGGAUCAGCAUUUAUAGACAUUCUGAACUCUGUUGGUGUUAGACAACAGGUUUCAGGACCUACUCAUUGUCAAAAUCAUACUCUAGAUUUAAUACUGUCACAUGGAAUUGAUGUUGAUGGUGUUGAAAUUACGCAGCCAAGUGAUGAUAUCUCAGAUCAUUAUUUAGUUCUGUGCAAACUUCAUAUAGCCAAAAUUGUAAAUUCUACUUCUUGUAACAAGUAUGGAAGAACCAUCACUUCUACCACAAAAGACUGCUUUUUAAGUUAUCUUCCUGAUGUAUCCAAAUUCCUUAGCAUAUCCAAAACCUCAGAACAACUUGAUGAUGUAACAGAAACUAUGGACUCUCUCUUUUUUAGCACUUUAAAUAAAGUUGCUCCUUUACGCUUAAGGAAGGUUAAGGAAAACAGUUUGACACCAUGGUUUAAUGAGCAUACUCGCACCCUAAAGAGAGCAGCCCGAAAAAUGGAACGCAGCUGGAGGAAAACAAAACUUCACAGCAGUAAUGACUUUAUGAACUACUUUACUUCUAAAAUAAACCAACAACAUGUAUGUUAGACCCUAUACCAUCUAAGCUCCUAAGCUCCAGAAGUCAUAGAUCCUAUUCUGACUAUUAUUAAUUCCUCAUUGUCAUUAGGAUAUGUCCCCAAAACCUUCAAACUUGAUGUUAUUAAGCCUCUCAUCAAAAAACCACAACUUGACCCCAAAGAACUAGUUAAUUAUAGACCAAUCUCGAAUCUCCCUUUUCUGUCCAAGAUACUAGAAAAGGUGGUAUCCUCACAAUUAUAUUCCUUCUUAGAGAAAAAUGGUAUAUGUGAGGAUUUCCAGUCAGGAUUUAGACCGUAUCAUAGUACUGAGACUGCUCUCCUUAGAGUUACAAAUGAUCUGCUCUUAUCAUCUGAACGUGUCACAGUGUCUGGGUUGUGUCCCUGGGUUUCCACUAGAUGUCCUCCUUUCCCACGGUGUCUGUCACUUUAUUAACUGUCUGUUCCCUUAUUUGGUCACCUUCCUCCUUGUUUGGGUUAAUUGAUUAUUCCCCACCUGUCUCCAGGUAACCCAGCCAACCCAGCACCACGAAGCAAGAUGGCCGCCAGCCCAGCGCCACAGCACAAGAUGGACGCCAGCCCAGCGCCACAGCACAAGAUGGCCGCCAACCCAGCGCCACGAGGCAAUAUGGACGCCAGCACAAUGCAACAGCACAAGGUGGUCACUAAUCCAGUGCCACGAUGCAGGAUGGCCGCCAGCUCAGCGCCAACGCCCAAGAUGGCCGCUGACUCAUUCUUGGAGUAUUUCUCCAUGCUGUCAAGGAUCCUAGAAAUUCCCAAGACUGUUCAUGUCACGGCUGCUAAGCCAACGUAACAAUCCAAGAUGGCCGCCAAUCCAGCGCUACAGCACAAGAUGGCUGCUGGUCCAGUGCCACAGCAUGACAGUCACAGCUGACCCUCCAGAGUCGAGUCAGGUUCCAGUGAACCCUCCAGAAUCGAGACAGGUUCCAGUGAACCCUCCAGAGUCGAGACAGGUUCCAGUGAACCCUCCAGAGCCGAGACAGGUUCCAGUGAACCCUCCAGAGUCGAGUCAGGUUCCAGUGAACUCUCCAGAGUCGAGUCAGGUGUUCGUGGACCCUCCAGAGUUAGGGCUAGUCACCGCUGACCUUCCAGAGUCAGAGCUAGUCACUGAUGACCUUCCAGAGUCAGGGCUAGUCACUGAUGACCUUCCAGAGCCAGGGCUGGGUACCAUGGACUUUCCAGAGACAAGGCUGGUCACUGUUGACUUUUCAGAGUCAAGUCAAGUCACUGUUGAUCUUCAAGGACUGUGUCAAGUCACAGGUGAUCUUCUAGGAUUGAGUCAAGUCACUGGUGAUCUUCAUGAACAAAGGCAAGUCACCAUUGAUCUUCAUGAGCAAAUACAAGUCACCAAUGAUCUUCGCGAGCAGAGUCAGGGCAGCACCGAUCUUCUGGAGUCCAGUAAAGACACCAGGGGAUUACCAGAGUUUCGUCGUCCCGUUGGUCCGGCCGCAUGGAGGUCUGCUCCACUUUGGGGGGCUCUCGUCCUGACCACAUGGCUGUGGUGGUCUUCUGCUCCACCCUGGGGGGCUCUCGCCCUGACCACAUGGUUGUGGUGGUCUUCUGCUCCGCCCUGGGGGACUCCGGCCUCGACCACAAGGAUGUGGUGGUCUUCUGCUCCGCCCUGGGGAGCUUCCGGCCUGACCACACGGUUGUGGUGGUCUUCCGCUCCACCCUGGAGGGCUCUGGCUUCGACCACAAAGAACGUGGUGGUCUUCUGCUCCGCCAAGGGGGGCUAUCGCCCUGGCUACACGGUUGUGGUGGUCUUCCGCUCUGCCCUGGAGGACUCUGGCCUCGACCACAAGGAUGUGGUGGUCUUCUGCUCUGCCCUGGGGGGCUUCAUGUUGUUUUUUGCCUUUUGUUUUUGUGUUCACCUUCUGUGUAUUUAUACCCGGUCUGUCUGAGUAUGUGUCACAGAGUCCUUGUCUAAUGUCUUGUUAUUCCGUAGUCUUGAUCCUGCCUUGUGUUUUGUCUGUUCUUGUUUAUUUGGAUUCUCUGGUUUUGACCCUGCCUGGACUGUUUACCCUUUUGGAUUACCCCUUCAUAAAUAUCUUACCUGCACUUGGAUCUCUCCGUGUUUCCUGUAUCACCGAACGUGACAGAUCGUGGGUGUAUUUAUCUAUUAGUUUUAUUGGAUCUUAGUGCUGCGUUUGACACAAUUGACCACAACAUUCUUUUGCAUAGACUUGAACACUUUGUUGGCAUCAGUGGAAGUGCAUUAGCAUGGUUUAAAUUGUACUUAUAUGACCGCCAUCAGUUCAUAGCAGUGAAUGAAGAUGUAUCAUAUCGAUCACAAGUGCGGUAUGCAGUACCUCAAGGCUCAGUACUAGGGACGCUACUCUUCACGCUUUAUAUGUUACCCUUUGGAGAUAUCAUCAGGAGACAUGGUGUUAGCUUUCACUCUUAUGUUGAUGAUACUCAGCUCUAUAUUUCUUCGCGGCCCGGUGUAACACACCAAUUUGAAAAACUAAUGGAAUGCAUAGUCAAUAUAAAAAACUAGAUGAUGAGUAAUUUCUUACUGCUAAAUUCUGAAAAAACAGGUGUUAAUUAUAGGACCUAAAAACUCUGCUUGUAAUAACCUAGAACACUGUCUAAGACUUGAUGGUUGCUCUGUCAAUUCUUCGUCAUCAGUUAGGAACCUAGGUGUGCUAUUUGAUCGCAAUCUUUCCUUAGAAAGCCACAUUUCUAGCAUUUGUAAAAUUGCAUUUUUCCAUCUCAAAAAUAUAUCUAAAUUACGGCCUAUGCUCUUAAUGUCAAAUGCAGAAAUGUUAAUCCAUGCAUUUAUGACUUCAAGGUUAGACUAUUGUAAUGCUUUAUUGGGUGGUUGUUCUGCACGCUUGGUAAACAAACUACAGCUAGUCCAAAAUGCAGCAGCAAGAGUUCUUACUAGAACCAGGAAGUAUGACCAUAUUAGCCCGGUCCUGUCCACACUGCACUGGCUCCCUAUCAAACAUCGUAUAGAUUUUAAAAUAUUGCUUAUUACUUAUAAAGCCCUGAAUGGUUUAGCACCUCAGUAUUUGAAUGAGCUCCUUUUACAUUAUAAUCCUCUACGUCCGCUACGUUCUCAAAACUCAGGCAAUUUGAUAAUACCUAGAAUAUCAAAAUCAACUGCGGGCGGCAGAUCCUUUUCCUAUUUGGCGCCUAAACUCUGGAAUAACCUACCUAACAUUGUUCGGGAGGCAGACACACUCUUGCAGUUUAAAUCUAGAUUAAAGACCCAUCUCUUUAACCUGGCAUACACAUAACAUACUAAUAUGCUUUUCAUAUCCAAAUCCGUUAAAGGAUUUUUAGGCUGCAUUAAUUAGGUAAACCAGAACCGGAAACACUUCCCAUAACACCCUAUGUACUUGCUACAUCAUUAGAAGAAUGGCAUCUACGCUAAUAUUUGUCUGUUUCUCUCUUGUUCCGAGGUCACCGUAGCCACCAGAUCCAGUCUGUGUCCAGAUCAGAGGGUCACUGCAGUCACCCGGAUCCAGUACGUAUCCAGACCAGAUGGUGGAUCAGC
This is a messenger RNA of Carassius gibelio (silver crucian carp), 4664 nucleotides long. RefSeq lists its product as uncharacterized. Bases 1930 to 3063 code for a protein of 377 amino acids. The transcript has 2 exons. The record is from RefSeq and is a predicted model, not a curated record. Lineage: Eukaryota; Metazoa; Chordata; Actinopteri; Cypriniformes; Cyprinidae.